Messenger RNA from Cololabis saira (Pacific saury), 1886 nucleotides. It is a transcript of the gene depdc4, whose product is annotated as DEP domain containing 4. Gene Ontology annotation, biological process: intracellular signal transduction. NCBI's taxonomy places the organism in Eukaryota, Metazoa, Chordata, Actinopteri, Beloniformes, Belonidae. The transcript is spliced from 9 exons. The coding region runs from base 16 to 1656 and encodes 546 amino acids. The record is from RefSeq and is a predicted model, not a curated record.
GUCACUCAGGGCUCAAUGGCGCUGGAUUUGACUCCUCGGUUCAGGAGGCUGAAUAGCCAAACAAGAAGUUUUCGGGAAAAUGUGCAGCACGGUUUCUCUGGGCCGUUUGGAGCCACCCAGCUGUGGAACAACAUCAUCCAGGCCCUGCAGACUCAGGUGGAGGUGCGGCGCUGCAGGAGACACCUGCGCGUCCACGCCCAGUGUUUCACGGGCUCCGACGCCGUGGACGCCGUUCUCAGUUACCUGAUGCAGAACGUGGCGUUUUGCACGAGCGAAGUGUCUCGCCUGAAAGCUGCUCGGCUCUGCCAGGCCGUGAUGGAGGCCAAGGUGUUUGAGCCGGUGGGCACAAAGCUGUUCCGCAGAGACAAGGAGGGGACGUUUGAGGACAGCAGCUGCAGCCUUUACCGCUUCCUGGAACAGAAAGUAACACACGGUUCUGCCGUGAAGGAGGGAAGUGUCGACACAGAAAAUGUUCCACUUGGAGAGCUGGACACAAAGUGGAGGAAAAGCUCAAGGUUGAAUGAAGUGAGGACGAUCUCCAACCCUUUUGCUGUCGGACCGUCGGACAGAAGGGUGGAAAGACUUCUGAGGACGAUCAACCUGCAGCCGUGCUUCUCUCCAUCUCACAGGGCGUUCACCACGUCCUCUGGCUUUCUGUCUAAAGCUGUUGUGGAUGAAGUUUGGAAACAGCAGACUCUGUUGCAGCUGUUGCAGAUAAUAGAGCUGCCCAUGUUGGAUUGUAUCCUGACUUCUCCUGAACGGGGACAAACUCACGGCCGUAAAGUUCCCAUGAGCAACCUGGACCUGGUUAUCUCCAACACCUGCCUGGAUAGAGAGCUGCCUGAAACCCUCAACCUGCCCCAGCUGGACGCGUGGCUGUCGGCAGCAGCAGACUGUCUGGAGCUGUUUCCAGACCAAGUGAUCGUGGUCGUCGGGGAAAAACUCGGCAAACAAGACGGCGUUACAUUUUUAGUAGAAGAAAACGUGGAUCAGAAGAGACUGCUCUUUGACACGAUUGCCAAGUAUUACAAUGAACAGGAGAAAGCUCCGCUCAUCUCAGGACGAUACCUGGACAUUCAUGCUGCAAUUCUGGAUUUACUGGAUGAAGGGAAAGUGCAGGAUGCCGUGAAAGCGUCCCAGUUGUGUUUGCGGCUGCUGGACUCCAGCGUGAAGGACGAGCUGCGGAGACUGCUGGCCUUCAUGGCCACGGCGGCAAAGCCCCACGCCUGCAGGCUGCACAAGAAGAGUGAAAACAGGGCCUUGGUCUGCCGCACUUUUCACAAAGCGCUUGUUCAGAAUCAUGAACUUACUCGACUGCAGAGUGAAACGUUGGUACUUUUCCUGAUGGAUCAUCACACUGAGCUCUUCAAGACUCCUUCAUCCCUCACCGAGGCCGUGAGGAAAACACUCAGGACUUUGCAGCAGGGAAAAGACCCAGACUCCAUCGCCACCUUCACGUUCUGCCAGCAGGCGACUCCCCAGGAGUACGAGGAUCAACGCGAGGCCGCCACGCUGCAGAGCCUCAAACAGCUUCUCUCUUUUAUCUGCUCAGAUAAAAGCCUGCCCGACAAGGAGAGGAAGAAGCUGCUCAAAGAGUUUGAAAAACACCAUCCUGUCGUCUUCCUGCAGCAUUUCUGCAGCACUUUCCAACACUAACUGGAAUCGUCUGAUCUCAGCCGUGCAGCUUUAGCACCGCGAAAAAUAGAACAAGCACUCAUGGAUUUCUGGAUUCCAGUAAACCAGGCUGCCUUUGCAUAAAUAAUUUUAACAUGUGGCAUGUGGCGUGUCACAAAAAGAAGGUGCAUAUGUCAAAACUGCUGAUAAACAUAAGUCUGCCAAAUAUGGUAAAAUCACAAUAGAUUAUUUAAUUUGAGAUUUAAAAUUUC